Messenger RNA from Triticum dicoccoides, 2462 nucleotides. RefSeq lists its product as uncharacterized. Lineage: Eukaryota; Viridiplantae; Streptophyta; Magnoliopsida; Poales; Poaceae. The record is from RefSeq and is a predicted model, not a curated record. The transcript has 9 exons. Bases 97 to 1833 code for a protein of 578 amino acids.
GACUCCUCCUUUUUGCUCUCCCCUGUCCCGUCGAUCUCCGUCUUCCCCUCCCCGAUUUCUCACGCGCGUCCGCCUCGCCGCCGGCCCGCCGGGAAGAUGGCCGCGUCGGGGUCCGGGUCCGGGUCCGGCCAGAUCCAGCCGCUCAAGAUCCCGGACGCCGUCGUCGCGCUCGCGCAGGCCGCCGCCAAGGCCAACAACAGCAGUAACAGCGCCGCCGCCGCCGACGCCACCGACAAAUAUCUCCCCGGGUGGCCGCUCUUCUCGCCGCCCAAGAUGCAGCUGACCAAGUGCGCCAAGUGCCCCCGGGAGUUCUGCUCCUCCGUCGCCCUCCGCCGCCACACCCGCGUCCACCGCCGCGCCCUCAAGAUCGACAAGGAUUUCCCCAAGAACAGAGACCACCUUGCCGCAUUCUGGGACAAACUCACGGUGGAUCAGGCCCAAGCGAUACUGUCCUUGGAGGGCGUGGCUAUAGAGGAGACCAGCGCUUUAUUCAUCUUGACAUCAUUGUCGUCAUGGAUGUGCAAGCCAGGGUACGCUUCGUUGCCGCUGCCGUAUGCCAGAGCUGGCAAUGAACUCCUGGACCUUAUUCAGACAGCAGCCUCAAGACUACCUAUCUCAUCAAAUGAACUGUUUAUCAUGCUCGACGAAGCAAGCGAGAACACAUUUCUCUGUACCAACGCAGCCGACGCUGCUUUCGUUCAGAAGUUUUUGUUUGAUGGGGAGGUUGAGAAGGUCGCAACAGAGUUGAAAAACGUUGUUGCGUGCACGAGUUACAUCCUUGAACAGAAGCUGGUUGAAGCAUGGUCUGCUGAUAAGGCCGCCGAAGCAUUAAGAUGCCAGAAGUUGCUUGUGGAGGAAGAGGACGCUGCUCAGAAAAGGCAAGCUGAAAUCAUGGAAAGGAAAAGGAUGAAGAAACUGAGACAGAAAGAACAGAGACUGAAAGACCUCAAGGACGAGGGCACCAUGGUCCAGUUACCUGAAGUGGUCGAUGGUGCGACGAGCUCUCCUGGGAUUCAGAGUCUCGAGGCUGUUUCAGGCCCUGGCCUCCACGAGCAAGAAGACCCACAGCAUCUUCAAUUGUCAGCACCAGUGCCUUCAGACGACAAUGGUUGCAAUGGAGAAGAUGCCAAUUGUGGUUCGGGACAAGAAAUCGAUACUGCUGCUGUUUUCAGGGAACAAGCCAUGGCAACAAGCAAUCUCGACAGGGCAGAAAACCUUCCCCCAAAUAGCUCUGUCUCGGGUUCUUCUGCGACUGCGUCGAAGCAUCCAUCUUCAUCUUCAGUAAGGCACUCACGUCACAGGGAGCCAAAUGUCGGUGCAGCGACAAACAAAAGCAAGACCUGGGCAUGGAAGGUGCGAACUGGUGUUGAAGAACGGUGCCCAAAAGGUGAGCCAGAUGUAGAUGCUAACCAAGAGACGGCUCCUCUCAACACGGACAAGAACUCGCAAGUGCUAAUAGGAUCCAUAAGCGUCGCGAUCGAAGACGGUGGUGGAUGCUCGCAGGACUCCAAGGAUAACCACCCAGCUCCUCCUGAAUCUGAUUCGAACACUCUGAACGAUCCAGUGGCCAAGGUGAUGCAGCCAACCAGCCAUGAUGAGAACGGAUGUGAAGACGCUAAUGGUGGUACCAUUACACCGGCAGCAGAGGACCAUUCUCCCUCCAGUAUCAUGACAGAUGAGAGCGGCUCAGUCUGUGGCAACGUGGAGUCGGCAGAAAGCGUGGGCCUACAACGAGGCACCAUGAUGUCUUCCGGUCAAGAAGCGGCGGCAUUCCUUUCUCAAAGAUGGAAGGAAGCGGUGGCUGGGGAUCAUGUGAAGCUUGUUCUGUGCUGAGGUCCUGAGGAGCUGCACAGCACCCACCGGAGGACUGAUCUGAUGUAUACAAGGAAGGCACCUGCCUACUAUAUUGGCCGAGCCGAACCGACCCAUGGAGCAAAGUAUUGUGGAGUUGCAAAGCAUCCAUUCCAUGGGGCAGUUCAUUUGAGUACUAGACUUUGGGUACUAGACUUGGUUGGUUGGUUUUUAGAUGGUAAAUGAGUAAAAUGCUUGCAUGGCGCAGUUGAAUUCGGGUACUAUAUUGCUUGAUGGUUAACUAGCAGAAGAGUUGACGUGUUGUGUGGGCAGAGUCACCGUGCAUGAUAAACCAAGAGGGGAAGUAAUCAGGUGAUGAGAAGAUUGGCCAGUAGAAUUUCUUCCUUGUGUUUCUGUUUAGGUUUUGGGGGCUACAGAGAUGCUCUUCUGACCAACAAGAAAACGUUGGUAAGUUGGUACUCUUUCAGUUUAUCCCAAUCAAGAUAUACAUCAUUCGCUACUCUUUUUUCUUUUCUUUUCCUGAUGGGAUGUACUAGUUGGUUGAUCAAAGGCAUUAUCAUUCUCCGAGGGUCAUGAUUUCCUGAUACAGGAUCAGCCCGUUAGUAAAGAACUUCAAGAACAGAACGCUGAAGGGUUUUGUUUCAGUGUCA